Spirometra erinaceieuropaei is the source of this 4409-nucleotide messenger RNA. NCBI's taxonomy places the organism in Eukaryota, Metazoa, Platyhelminthes, Cestoda, Diphyllobothriidea, Diphyllobothriidae. The record is from the annotation of a GenBank genome assembly.
AUGCUGCAUAACCAGAAGGCGCUCGAGGACGACGACGACGAAGAUGAUAAUCAUGCUGAAGAAGAAGAUGACGAUGGUGGUGGUGAUGGUGAGGAUGAUGAAGACGACGACGACGGCGGCGGCGGCGGUGAUGAUGAUGUUGAUGAUGACGAAGACGACGACGAUGAUGACGCCGAAAUUCCUGAGGUCAUCGGGUAAUUAUGCAAGGAUGAGGUGUGUUUUUAUGGACUGACACCAUUCUACUUAUCUUCAAGGAAUGAGAUAAGCAACGUGCGAAGGCUACCGCAGCAUAAGCCUCAUGACGCUGCUGCCAAGGUCUACGCUGUUAUCCUUUUCAGGCGAAUCCACGCUGUGCGUGACUCUAUGGCGAAGUUCAAACAAGCUGGAUUUGGGGGGAGGGGGGGUGGAUGAGCGAACCGGAUAUUUAGGUGGAGACACAUUUUGGAAUUCCACUAUAGCUACCAGUAACUGAAAGCUGUCCGUAUUGUUGACUUCGUCGUUGCGUCGAAUUCUAUCCAUCGUGAGUCCCUGUGCUUGUGUCCCGACCACAAUCAUCGCCAUGAUCAAAGCGUACUGUUUUCGCAGCACUGCAUGACUUCUUUCAGUUAUUUUUGCGUUUAUUUGGUAAGGAUAACAAACAAUUCCCUUGAAAACCCUACAGAUUACAUGUCAUUUCGUUAAAUGCAACUGCACACGAGCAAUGAAAAUAAUCGCUAUUAAGGCAGUAAUUUAUUCAUUUGAGUAGCACUUUUUCAAGGAAACAUUCCCGGUGAUCGCGGAAUAUUUAGCUCACGUUCAGACUGUCAAGGAUAACAGAGGACACGAAUACCCAUCCAAACGUUUCUUGAAGAGUUGCAGGGACGUUGUCUCCUCGACUGAUUAAGGGAGAUCGUCCCAUAUCUCCACUGCCCUCUGCGUGAAAAAUUCAGAACGAAGAUUCAGCCUGGACAUGUUUGUCCGUAGACUCCUCGAGUGACCACGAACAUUCGAAGAAAGGUGCCACUGAAACAUAUCCUCCAAGGUAAGUCCAUGCUCAAUGCCAUGCAUUAUCUUGUAAACCAGCAUAAGGUCACCCCUUUGUUGCCUGUAACACAGAGGGAAUAAUUUAAGGCAAUUCAGUCCUUCUAUGUAGGAUUGGAUUUUUAAACCGUUCACCAGCUUUGUUGCACGACGUUGUGCUCUUUCGAGACAUGUUUAGUCCUUUGCUAGCCAUGGCCGCCACGCGUAUAUGCCAUAUUCUAAAUGGGGCGAAUCACUGGUGCCGUAAACGCUUCCGAAAACUCUUUUUUCAAAGGCUACGAACGGCCUCUUGAUUGCAUGGAGCACUUCCAUGACGCAUUUUGCAACCAUGUUGCACUGCAGUGUCGAUUUCAUGUCACUUUGUAUCCAAACACUGAGAUCCUUUUGUGAAUAUUCUGCGGGAAGUGUAAUGUCUUUCAGGUGAUAUGCCUCAGGCUCUCAUUUGAAUGAGAGCUGGUUGGACACAGAUGACGGAUGGCACACUUCAAGACAUUGAAAUCCAGAAGCCAUUUCUCCGACCACGCUUGCAGUCGAUGCAGAUCGUUUUGGAGGAUUCUCUUGUCGUAAGGACUCUUAAUGGUUAGCCAGAGCUAAACUUCCUUUGCAAACAUUAUUUUGCCGCAGUCGAGUUCCUAAACGCUGUCAUUAACAUAAAGGAUGAUGUGCAAUGAUCCCAGAACUGAACCUUGAGGCACACCACUGGUCACGUUCACCCAUUCUGACAUAUCAUCUCCGAUACAGACACGCUGCUUCCAACUAAAGAGGAACGCCCUUAUCCAGUUCAGAAGAUCUGCCUGGAUGCCGAUGGCGCUCAAUUGGUGAAAAAGGCGUUGGUGCGAAACAGAGUCGAAAGCUUUGCGGAAAUCGAUGUACACGACAUCGACCUCAAAACCUUCUUCUAAAGCCCAAGUCCAGAUCUUCAGACAAGUAUGCAGAUUUAAGAGGAGGAACGUCCUCCCCGGAAGCCAUGUUGAAAAUUCUGCAAUAUAUUAUUUUCUUCACAAAAUUCCUGUAUAGCGCUCUUUACUAGAGCUUCCAUCGUUUUGUAUGACGGGCAAGUUAAGCUUAUAGACAUGAAGCUGCUUGCUGCCAUUCUGCUACCUCCCUUCGGUAAGGGAACGAGGUUAGCUGUCUUCCACUGUGAUGGCAGCUUUCCUGUUCUCAUCGACAGCUCAAAGAGGGUUGAGAGAGGCUCUUCCGGCUCCGUUGGUGCUCCUUGGGACUCAGCCCGGGGAUUCCGUCGGGUCCAGAAGACUUAUCUGAUUGGAUUUCACUGAGACACGUCUUAUUUCUUCUACAGAAAGGGUGAGGGUCUCAGUAACGACAGUAUCUUGGCCCAUUUCAAACUGCUGAUUGUCCUCUGAGGACUCAUCCGUAAAAACCGAUUGAAAAAGCGGAGACAGUAAUUGCACUUUCUGUGGCCCUUCAACUAAUAAGUUUCCGAUGCUAUCCUUAAGUCACGCAAUUUCGUUCCCACGUUAUGCGUUAGUGCAUUGUUUAAAGCAGGCAUAUACAGCAGAAUUUAUUGGACCCAGUGAAGUUCUCUUUGUACCGAUACAACGAUAGCGAAAUUUGGUUUACAAUCUAUUUCAAAGGACAAGAAACAUUCGCCCUUUUGAAACGGUGGAUGAUGAAAUUUCUUGCCUUUAAAGAGCCCUGCUCAAACGAGGAUAUACAACACGAUUGAUCGAAAAGUACAGCAAAAGUUUACGGCCGAAAUUGACGGAGCAGUCAGUUACGAAAUAGUCCGUUGUAAUAUCCUUACCAUUUAAGGGCGACAACAUCUGAAAUACCAUCAAGCGUCCAUUGAGAUGCGCCUUUGAAAGAACAUAAAACUUAGCUGAACUUGUGGCGGCCAGCCAGCAUGACCGGUCUGGCGUCAUUGUUUAAGACCUCGCUGCCUCAAGGUCAUUUACUCUUUGCAGCAAGCCGUUCCAGACACGCUGAUCUGGAGUCACACGACCGACAGCUCGGGCAUACCUGCGGCCGCACUUGAAUGCACCUCCCACCUGCAACCACAAUCUGAGACACUGGGACACCACCCCUCGAUGAGUGCAACACACCCUGACUGGACACCACUUGGGCUUGGCCUACAAGCCUACGAAAGCGGCUGCUAUCUCUUCCCCCGCGACUCUCAGGCAUGACUGGACGAAUUCAACACCAGCCCUGGCUUCGCCGGUGGCCACUGUCGCCUGAGUGGACAACUCCGGGUUCUUCGCCCAAUAAACCCCUCAUUCUGGUGCCUUCUGUCUUCUCCUUCCAAAACGAGGAUUUGGCCUAUCGAUAGUAGCGCUCUGAGUACAGAAGACGCAAUCGCACUGCAUAACCACUACAAAAUCAUAUUCUGCGGCCCUACUAAGGCUAUCUAAGGCCCACAAGCGAAGGAUGCCUUGCCAUUGCACGUCACGUCAAACUGUGUUUGCGAAUUAACAGGCACUUGUGGACGCAAGUACAUUGGGCGAACGCAAAGGCAACUGGCAGCCAGGGCAGUUGAGCACCUGUCUAAAUGGCUUCUAAAGCAGGAUAAUGGGAUUCCACGGUCUUUUAUACAAAAAACCUCCUUGACAGCGGUCCUUCGGUUGACCCCAAGAUAUCUUUUAAAGUAUUAGUUUGAGCACGAACAACUCGUUCACUGCGCUACCUGAAGGCAGCCUACAUACGGCGGGAGAAACCCCAUCGAUGUAAACAGUUAGACCACGUGGUCAACCUCGACUUGCCCUAAUAAAUAUGAGCCCUUUUGAUUUACGAAAUCCCUCGGCGUGGUAACUUCCUUACUUUAUUUCCUCAGUUGCGUUUUUAAGUUAUCAUUUCUGGAUUAGUCUCCGUGUAGUAUACGAUGACCUUGCUGUUUAACAUUGAUUUUCUCUCUGGAAGUUCAAAUAUCUGUAUCAUUCUCACUUGUUAUCUUUGUUAUGCAACGACAGGCUGCAGUUGGUAAGCCGUCGAGAAAUUUGCUGUUUCCAAUAAAUUCUGUUGAAUAUGCCUGCUUUAAAUUCAUUCCGGUUAAAUAUUGCUUCAUGUUAGUCCAAUAUCUCAACGUUCUUAAAUACUAUAAGAGCGGCUAUUAGUUGGGAAUUUCGGCUUUUAUUUUUCGUGACAUACUAGUGUGUAAUCCACAGUAAAAAUUAAAAGAUAUUUUUGGAAUCCUUAGUUUCUAGACAAAUGCUGUAACUGGAGCUCAGUCCUACUAACUGACUUAUAGUUUACUUUUAAUAAGCGCGAAUUUUGUGAAAUUGCAGAAUUAACCAAUCGCAUCUUUGUUCACGCCUUCUCCCACCCCUUUUAUUUUGUGAUGUCGAAUAUCAGUCUCCAGUUUUAUCUCAAAGAGGUUCGCCACAACAAAUUUAUAAAUUCGCAAAAUAGGUUUCCCGAUUUAUAAGUUCAUGUAA